Molecule: messenger RNA, 5891 nt
Organism: Galeopterus variegatus (Sunda flying lemur)
Lineage: Eukaryota; Metazoa; Chordata; Mammalia; Dermoptera; Cynocephalidae
Gene: GABRB3
Product: gamma-aminobutyric acid (GABA) A receptor, beta 3
Exons: 3
Coding region: 1010-1678 (222 amino acids)
Biological process (GO): chemical synaptic transmission; monoatomic ion transmembrane transport; regulation of membrane potential
Cellular component (GO): membrane; neuron projection; synapse
Molecular function (GO): GABA-A receptor activity; monoatomic ion channel activity; neurotransmitter receptor activity
Source: RefSeq, a predicted model, not a curated record
GGAGUGAGAGCAGGUAGAGAAAGGCGUAGUUCCUGAAGCCCAGGUGUAGCACCUAAGGAGCAGAGAGGGUCCGUCAGUGGGGGUAGGACAGUCAGCAAGUCAGUGAUUAGAGAAGGCCAUUGGGUUUUCACUGACCUUCAAGCAGCUUCGAUAGAAUCUGGGAGAUAAAGUACUGAGAGGGUUGGAACUGAUCAAGUGGGCUGUCGAAAUGGAUGGCAGGAACUAGAGGCCACACUUGCCUGGCUCUGAGAAAAACAAAACAGAAAGGCAGACAUAACGCUACUGUGGCGGUCUAAGCGGCGUCUUCCCACUCUGUAACGGUGGAGCUGAGUGGAACGGACACAUCUGAGGAUUAGCCCUAGGACCCGGGUGCCCUUCUUCCCGCCUUCCCGUGGCUGGAGAGAGCACCUCAUGGUGCACUGCUGCCCUCUCUGGGACUGCACUGGCUCUCUGCCACUCCAGGUCUGGGGUGGCCCAAGCUUUCCCAGUCGGUCUGAGGUCAGUGCCACCAACACCUGUGCUGAGAGUUGUUGGGCAUGGGCUGAAGGGUUACUGCUAAAAACUGUUUUGCUUCCUAAACUUUGAACCACAUCUCCCCUGUCUAGAGUAGAGAAGAAGGGGAUGGUCAUAAAUUAAACAAGCAAACAAGGUAUUUGGCAUUUUUCUGUAUUCUAAGCUAAAAUCUUCCCCCAAGCUUUCCCGGGGAUAGUUUUCAGCUGAGCAGUUAGCCUUAGAAGAGUAUCCUCAUGAUCGUCUUAUACACAGACUGCAGUACACCCCCCUCCCAAUUCUUCCAUAAAUACCGUUUGGCAGACAGAAUCAAGCUGCAUGGUUGAUUUAGCUCGUGAAUUUUUCACACACAUGCCAGUGACCUGGGAAGUCCAAGCAAGCUGCCACCCCUCUUCUCCCCAGCCUGACACCUUGUCUGUCUACUGCAGGUGCCUAUCCCCGACUCUCGUUGAGCUUUCGGUUGAAGAGAAACAUCGGAUACUUCAUUCUUCAGACUUACAUGCCCUCUAUACUGAUUACCAUCCUCUCCUGGGUGUCCUUCUGGAUCAAUUACGAUGCAUCUGCUGCUAGAGUUGCCCUCGGGAUCACAACUGUGCUGACAAUGACAACCAUCAACACCCACCUUCGGGAGACUUUGCCCAAAAUACCCUACGUCAAAGCCAUCGACAUGUACCUGAUGGGCUGCUUCGUCUUUGUGUUCCUGGCGCUUCUGGAGUAUGCCUUUGUCAACUACAUUUUCUUUGGAAGAGGCCCUCAGAGACAGAAGAAGCUUGCAGAAAAGACAGCCAAGGCGAAGAGUGACCGGUCAAAGAGCGAAAGCAGCCGGGUGGAUGCUCAUGGAAACAUUCUGUUAACGUCGCUGGAGGUUCACAAUGAAAUGAAUGAGGUCGCAGGUGGCGUUGGAGAUACCAGGAAUUCAGCAAUAUCCUUUGACAACUCAGGAAUCCAGUACAGGAAACAGAGCAUGCCUCGGGAAGGGCAUGGGCGAUUCACAGGGGACAGGAACAUCCCGCACAAGAAGACCCAUCUACGGAGGAGGUCUUCGCAGCUCAAAAUCAAAAUCCCUGAUCUAACCGAUGUGAAUGCCAUAGACAGAUGGUCCAGGAUCGUGUUUCCAUUCACUUUUUCUCUUUUCAACUUAGUUUACUGGCUGUACUAUGUUAACUGAGUGACUGUACUUGAUUUUUCAAAGACUUCAUUUAACACUGAGUGAAAUAUUACUCUGCCUGUCAAGUUUUUAUACCUGUACACACACAGACACACACACGCAGACACACACAUAUAUACAUACGCAAUUGUAUAUAUAUGUGAACUUUCUCAGCAUAUAUAUAAAAUACACGUGUAUAUGAGGAUGUAUGUGUAUAUGUUUAUACACACAGGUGUAAGUACCCAUGUGUAUAUAAAACAAAUACACAUACAUAUAUACAUUUUGCAGCUAUGGACAAUUUAACACAGGAUGCAUAUUGAAGAAAGUCAUAGUUUUUUCUUUUUUAAUUGAAAGGGACAAGCAUCAUCUAAAUAUUAUGCCUUGAGAAUGAGGGUGUGAAACACAACAUCAUCCCAAAAGGUGUCUUUUAUUAUCAUAAGUUAAAUGUUUUAGUUUAAAAAUCAGAAAGAAAUUCUUAGUUAAUCUUUGAAAACUCAUACAGUGGUAUUGCUAGUUUUAAAUGAGUCACACACCUCAUGUCCUCUCCUCCAGUUUACUAAGUGCAGGCUGUGGUUUGUCUGGUGAUGGGGUACUUCCAUCGGGCACGCAGUUUUUCUGUCGUAGUGGACGAGGUUCUCGCAAACACAGACAGAUCCCACGCGGAUGUCUGAACGUCCAUCUUCUGAAAACCCAUCAGGAGAGAAUGGUAUCUCAUUGUAAGUACUCUAAUAUCCAGUGAGUGUUUCUUUUCGUUCACUUGGAGUGGAUCCAGCUUAACUGUCGUGUGGGAACACAGUGGCACGUUCUGGCAAUGACAUUUCAAUCACUGGAAAUGCACUCUAUAUCUGGAAUGGAUUUCUAGGCCUGACAUCUAGCAGAGAGCAUAGACGUCUCAGGUUAUUCGUUACUCUAUGGUAAAACCAUCCAGGAUGAUUUUCCCCCUUGAGGUUACGUUAUCAGUCAUUCUUAUAACAUUGUAUGUUAAUAUAAAAUAUAUUUGCAUAAUAUGCAUAUAUAUGUAUAUUUGCCAAGAUUUUGUUUCUUAUGCUAGCUAUUCUGGCAGCAUGCAAUGUCAUAUUUUUCUUUGAUGUAACUACUUUCUGUUAUCUAGAAAUUAAGAUUGAAGCUAAAACACUUCUACUGUUCAAUUUCAGACACUGAGAACCAUCCUCAUGCCUUUAUUUCCAUAUCUGACGUAUUUCAUAAGCACAUACACCCGCUCCUAGGCUGACUAGGACUCUGCAGGAACAUGACCAGUACACACCACGCAUCACCCACAACCCAUGACUGCUGUCUGAGGCUCAGGAGGGCAACCUGACAGCAAACAGUCACUUUUUGGUUCCUUCUGAUCCACAGCCUCAUCAGGAUUUGGACUUUUUAAAGCUCGUAGAAACAAGACAAGGUGCACCGGUUUCAUAGAUGCAAACUUAACUUACUAUUUAGAUGAGAUCUUUCUAAAGAAAAAACAAAGAUGAUAUAUUUUUUGUAAACAAUGUUUCUAUCACAGGCAUCCAUAAACUGAAAUGACUGCAGUUGUGCAAACAGGUGUCACAGCGAAGUUGAGCAUUUGGAGAAAAAGUUAAAAAGCAAAUAUGCCGGAAAGAACUGCUAAAUUAAUGCUUUAUCCCAAAAUGCCACAUAUGCCUCACCCUCUCUGUUCUAUCCAAAACUAGUUGCCAGAGUCUAUUCCAGGACUCGACUGGCUGGCGCCAGUGUUCUCCACGUAGGCAGAGGCACCCUCCCUGAGGACACACGUGGUGUGGACUAGCACCACGAGCUGACCACGACUUGAUCUUUCUUUGGUGGCCAUAACAACUCUUAAUUUGUGGGAGUCUGUAACAGUUCAAAACCCACUAUCUGAUAAAACAUAAUCCACAAACUCUCAUGCUAGAGGCAAUUACCAAUUUUUGUGCCCUUUUCCCUCCUUCAUUCCUAUCUUUCUUCAAUGUCUUCUCCCAGCCGCUGCUCUCUUGUUUUAUUUUUAUCUGGAGACUAGCCAGUGAUUUCUUGGUCUUUGGCUUUUCUCUGACAAUUGUUGUCAUGGGUAACAAUGGGGGAUCCUAAGAGUUAGACAGAUUGGGGAAAACCUUGUAAGUGGCCUUAUCAUUGUUAACAUGUGAAAGAUAAAAAGACAUUUGCAAAGACCUUAUCUCUUUCAAUACUUCAGGUAUCUUUUGUGUAUCCAGUAAUUAAAGAUGUGAGCUCCACGUGCAGAAGAGGGACCCCAAAGUGCAAAUGGAUGUGGACAAUGGUUGAUUUAAGUGUAUAAUUUAUACUGUUCAGAACUGUGACAUUAAUUCUUUCUGGGAGAAAUGUAAUUCAAAACUUUUUUGAUGCAUAGUUGAGGUACCCAAAUAUCAAAGGCAGAGACCCCCACGGGGCUCAGAAGAACUGCAGUCUACUUCCCAAGGUUUUCUGGAUAUAAAUUUGCAUGGUAUAGUCAUAAUAGCUUUUGAGCUUUUUAUAUGCAUUUGGCACCGAGACUGGGAUCCACAACUUUGUAGACACUGCGAUGAAGUUAACAUAAUAGCUAUACUAUAAAUAGUGUUUGUAACUACACACACACAUACACACACACACACAUGCAUACAUAUAUUCUGUAAAAAAAAAAAAAACUUUUUAAGAUCCUUGGGUAUGUGUUUGCUUUACUCCAUUUCAGAAGAAAAUUACUUUUCUUCCAAUAAAAUUAUUUUAUAACUUCUCCAUUUUUAAAAGUUGUGAGAAGUAUUGAGGAGAGAACUCAGACUGUGCUGACAGAAGAGAGUUGGAGCUGAUUCUCUGUUCUGUUAAAAUGACCUCUCAUUACUCCACAGUAGUUGUUCAAGCCAGUGAGUGAGCCACGUUGAGGAAUUCUGAACCCGCAGUUCUGACAUGUGUGUGAGGGGGCUGUUACCCACGCCCAGACCUCUUGAGUAAGGACAGAAAAGUUCAGUUUGGAAUAUAGUGAGCUUUCUUUCUCAACAACUGAAAGUAAUAAAAAGUUAAUUUCCUAACUGGUCCUGUCUUUUCAAAAUGCUUCACAGGGUCUCAAAAUGUACACAAGAAUCUUGUUAAGACAGUUUGUUAUCACCCACAUUCAGACAUGCUUGAGACAACUCAAGAGCCCUGCCACAUCAAACCUUACAGAGAAAGACUGAUAAGACUUGUGUCAUCUUUAAAACAGUGUUAUUCCUGUUCACCAUCCCCAGACUGUAGAGGGGUUUCACUGUCUGUACCAUGAGAUAUUCAUUUCCCCGUGAAUCCCAACCGAAUUAGGAAGUAUGUCAUGAUAUCCCCAUUAGAUUUAUAAGGUACAAGUACAUCUGUAAUGGCAUAUGUUUUAAAUGAUGGAACCCAGAGCUCUGACAUAAUCAGUCAUUCCCAUCAAAGGCAUUUAUUUCUCUCCUGUCCAAACUUGGGGUUGAUAUUUUCACCAAGGAGAUUAUCUCAGAGGUUAUGCCAAACAAGGUUAGGACUGGUUUUAGGAGACGGGCACAUUGCAGCUGUAGGUGUUCAUUUUCAGCAACUAGUAGAUACCUGUUGGUGUUUGUCCCACAACGGUGUGUACUAAAAGAGAAUAUAUCCAAUUUUGAAUCUCCUGGCUUGAAAGUAUAAUCCAUUCCGUAAUUCCUACUUUAACUCUCCACCUGAAAACAAGUUCGUAUUUAUGGCCAUUCUGUGUAAGCAAAACUGAACAAUUGGUGAAAUAUUUUGUUGCUCUUGGAUUCAACUCUGGCUCUCGUCUUAAUGUGAGCCAACAGUCAGAGCAACACUGAAUUUUGGGGCAAAACGCUGCCCAGGUGGAAUAAAUUUUCCCAGGACACUAGCUAGUGUGCCUUGGAUUGAUUACCUCUUCUACUGCAUUGAAAGGUGCCGUGUUUUCCUGAAAUACUAAAUUCCAACACCUGGGUUUGCAGAGCCCUCACAGAGAGCGGUUUUCACACCGCACCCCUCCCUAGGGCCAGCCCCUCCCCUGUGUCUGUCCUUGUCUCAUGUUUCCACGUCACUAGUCAGUGAGAGUGUUCAAGGUAAGUACAGGAUCAUUCUAGUAGAGAUAGGCGAUUGCUGUCAUGAUCAAUUCUCAUGUGAUUUCAUUUCAUUGUAAAGAUAAAUUUAAACCCAGUUUUGCUUAAGCACAUUGAUGUAAUUUUUUGGUAUUAUUUGACAUGAAAAAAAACAGCAAAAUUGAGUGAUAGAUACAACAUGAAACUUGUUGAUGAAUGAAUUCAAAUUUAUUAAAAAAGGACUAACUGAC